AUGGGAAUCCUGUUCACGCGGAUGUUCUCUUCCGUGUUUGGCAACAAAGAAGCUCGUAUCCUCGUCCUCGGUCUCGACAAUGCUGGAAAAACUACAAUCCUCUAUCGGCUUCAGAUGGGGGAAGUGGUCUCCACGAUUCCGACUAUUGGAUUUAACGUCGAGACUGUUCAGUACAACAAUAUCAAAUUCCAGGUCUGGGAUUUAGGUGGACAAACGAGUAUCAGGCCAUACUGGAGAUGCUAUUUCCCAAAUACACAAGCAGUGAUCUAUGUUGUUGACUCGAGCGAUACAGAUCGAAUCGGGGUGGCUAAAGAAGAGUUUCAUGCAAUUUUGGAGGAAGAGGAAUUGAAAGGUGCGAUGGUUCUCAUCUUUGCAAACAAGCAGGAUCUUCCUGGUGCACUCGAUGACGCCGCUGUGACAGAAGCCUUGGAGCUGCAUAAGAUAAAGAGUCGUCAGUGGGCAAUCUUCAAAACUUGUGCCGUGAAAGGCGAAGGACUUUUCGAGGGAUUGGACUGGUUGAGUAACACAUUGAAGUCAGGAAGUGGCUAA
This is a messenger RNA of Microthlaspi erraticum, 549 nucleotides long. Lineage: Eukaryota; Viridiplantae; Streptophyta; Magnoliopsida; Brassicales; Brassicaceae. The record is from the annotation of a GenBank genome assembly.